This is a messenger RNA of Dendronephthya gigantea, 1156 nucleotides long. RefSeq lists its product as uncharacterized. Bases 1 to 1143 code for a protein of 380 amino acids. NCBI's taxonomy places the organism in Eukaryota, Metazoa, Cnidaria, Anthozoa, Malacalcyonacea, Nephtheidae. The transcript has 4 exons. The record is from RefSeq and is a predicted model, not a curated record.
AUGGCAACUCUGCUCAUGGACAUACAAGACUAUAAAGCAGUACCAAAACCUCCUCAAAGUAUUCAUAGAGAGGUACAGGUACAAAUACCUGGAAAGGAACAACCACAAAUUUGCAGAGGUGGCAUAAGUGAUGAAGCAGUAAUUACAGAAUUGCAAAAUAUUUGGGCACAAUACUCCCUCAAUACAUUUUUGGAAUCCUUACCAGACAAUUACAAAGAAAUAAAUCCAAGUUUGCUACAGACAUCACUGAAGGAGCUUAGAGUUUAUGAGAGACAAGACAUAGAAGAAUGUCAAACUCUAAAAUCCUGUGUAUUAAUUGAUGAAAUUGAGAAAGAUCUCCAUGGUCUGGAAAACUACCAAGAAACACACAGCUAUAUCUCUGAGGCAAUACCUGAGCUAAAGCCCUUUUUGGAAAGUAACGUUGUCCCUGUUACUGGUGAUUGGCCCACUUGGUAUUUUCAUAAGAAAAUGCAAAGUUAUAUAAAUCGGUACCAACAUGGUAUCAGUAAUCAAAAUUUGCUUCAUUUGAGUGGCUUGGCAGCUGAGUGCAUACUCCAAAUAUUUGAGCGGGUUGCAUCAAAUCUAGGCAAGUCAAAGCGAUUACCAAGAAAACUGAAUAAGGCUGGAAAACCAUAUGGGAAAUCCAAUUACUAUCUGGCAAGUUUUCAAAAAGAGUUCACUAGAAAGAGCCUACCUCUUGGUUACAGAUGGCCAUCCUCUGAACCAGAUCCCAAUCUUGAGUGUGAUUCAGAAAAAUGUACAUUGCCAGUAAAUGAAUCUACAACAAAGCGUCUAACGUGUGGUCACACAUUUCAUCUUGCUUGCUUAGGCAAUACUGGCUGUUCCAUCUGUUUUAAACAUUUGAUGCAGGACAUAAACAAGGUUUCCGAAGCUUGGAACCUUCGCCUGUUGGGAAAUGAUGUUCAAGAUGACAACGAAAAUAACGUCAACCCUGAUACAGCCGAACAUGAUACUGAUGAUAUCGGUUCGUUGAUCUCGAAGUCCACACGAUGUUCCAAAGAUCCAGAUUACGUCAAAUCCGAAGUUUUUAAACAAUACCUCGCAAAUAAGGCGUCCAAAAUCGCAGAGCUUCUCAGUAAAACUAAGGGAUCGAAACCAAUCCAACUCGAAAUCGAAGAGUAAACACAUUUGGCAA